Pseudopodoces humilis (Tibetan ground-tit) is the source of this 3359-nucleotide messenger RNA. It is a transcript of the gene AASS, whose product is annotated as aminoadipate-semialdehyde synthase. The record is from RefSeq and is a predicted model, not a curated record. Gene Ontology annotation, molecular function: saccharopine dehydrogenase activity. NCBI's taxonomy places the organism in Eukaryota, Metazoa, Chordata, Aves, Passeriformes, Paridae. Gene Ontology annotation, cellular component: cytoplasm.
AGCAGAUGCUAAAGGAGACCAGAACUUUUACACAGACAAUGUCUGAAGUGUACAUGUACCUGUGUUGUUUUAUUACUUUGUCUUUGCUGCCAUCAGGCUUUACCAUGCUCCGAGCCUUUAGUCACACAAACGGUAGGUGUGUGUUCCACCACGCUAAGUGUUGGCAUCAUCGUAAGUCUGUGCUGGCAAUCAGGAGGGAAGAUGUCAAUGCUUGGGAAAGAAGAGCACCUCUAGCACCAAAGCAUGUUAAGGAGUUGACAAAGAUGGGAUACAAGGUCUUGGUGCAGCCGUCAAACCGGAGAGCCAUCCAUGAAAAGGAGUAUGUCAAAGCAGGUGCCAUUAUUCAAGAAGAUAUUUCUGAGGCUUCUCUGAUAAUUGGUGUGAAGAGACCUCCAGAGGACAAAUUAAUCCCUAAAAAGAACUAUGCCUUCUUCUCUCACACUAUUAAAGCCCAAGAGGCAAACAUGCCACUUUUGGAUGAGAUUUUAAGACAGGAAAUUCGACUGUUUGACUAUGAAAAAAUGGUUGAUCAUAAAGGAAUGCGAGUUGUGGCCUUUGGAAAGUGGGCUGGUGUAGCAGGAAUGAUCAACAUUCUACAUGGAUUGGGUUUACGGUUUUUAGCUCUGGGUCAUCACACUCCUUUCAUGCACAUUGGGAUGGCACAUAACUACAGGAAUAGCAGUCAGGCUGUGCAGGCAGUACGGGAUGCCGGGUAUGAAAUUUCACUGGGACUGAUGCCAAAGUCUGUGGGGCCCUUAACAUUUGUGUUUACGGGCACUGGUAAUGUUUCUAAGGGUGCUCAAGAACUGUUCAGUGCUCUCCCAUGUGAGUUUGUGGAACCACAUGAGUUAAAGGAAGUUUCCAGAUCUGGAGAUCUCAGGAAAGUCUAUGGAACAGUGUUAAGUCGUCACCAUCAUCUUGUAAGGAAACGUGAUGGACAGUAUGAUCCAGUAGACUAUGACAAACAUCCCGAAAAUUACAUUUCUCGCUUUCACAUUGAUGUCGCACCCUACACAACUUGUUUAAUUAAUGGCAUUUACUGGGAGCAAAAUAGUCCUCGCUUGCUGAGUCGGCAGGACACUCAGAAGCUGCUGGUGCCAGUUAAAUCUGCUGCUGGUGCAAUGGAUGGCUGUCCUGAAUUACCACACAGACUUCUGGCCAUAUGUGACAUUUCAGCAGAUACUGGAGGAUCUAUAGAAUUUAUGACUGAGUGUACAACAAUUGACAACCCAUUUUGUAUGUAUGAUGCUGACCAGCAUAUUACUCACGACAGUGUUGAAGGCUCGGGGAUUCUGAUGUGUUCCAUUGACAAUCUGCCAGCUCAGCUUCCUAUAGAAGCAACAGAGUACUUUGGGGAUAUGCUUUUCCCUUAUAUUGAAGAGAUGCUGUUAUCAGAAGGCUCAGAACCUCUUGAAAAACAGAAUUACUCACCUGUUGUUCGAGAUGCAGUGAUUGCAUCCAAUGGCUCCCUGACACCUAAGUAUCAAUAUAUCCAGAAACUGAGAGAGAGCAGGGAACAGGCUCAGUCACUGAAGAUGGGUGAUGAGAAGAGGGUUUUGUUGCUUGGAUCUGGCUAUGUUUCUGGCCCUGUGCUUGAAUAUCUCACUAGAGAUUCCAACAUUGACGUCACAGUUGUAUCUGUCAUGAAGGAGCAACUUGAACAACUGACAACGAAGUACAGAAAUGUUACUCCAGUUCAUAUGGAUGUCCUUAACCAUGAGGAAAAGCUGUCCUCUUUGGUGAAAAAACACGACCUUGUGAUCAGUUUGCUGCCUUAUUCGGCACAUCCUUUUGUUGCUAAGAAAUGUAUUGACAACAAAGUGAACUUGGUAACAGCCAGCUACUUAACACCAGCCAUGAAAGAACUUCAGGAGAGUGUAGAAGCUGCUGGUAUUACAGUUGUCAGUGAAAUGGGCUUGGAUCCUGGUCUUGAUCACAUGUUAGCGAUGGAAUGUAUUGACAAGGCGAAAGAAGUUGGUGCUACGGUUAUAUCGUACACUUCUUUCUGCGGUGGCCUACCAGCUCCAGAGCACUCUGACAAUCCUCUGAGAUACAAGUUUAGCUGGAGUCCACAAGGAGUGUUGCUGAAUACAGUUCAGUCUGCUACAUAUUUAAAAGAUGGAGAGAUUAUCAAUAUUCCACCUGGAGGAGCUUUACUGGAUUCUGUUACUCCAAUGGAUUUUUUCCCAGGAUUAAACCUUGAAGGUUUUCCUAACAGAGACAGUACAAAAUAUGCUGAGCCAUAUGGUAUUCAGACAGCUCGCACUUUACUGAGAGGCACUUUAAGAUACAAAGGGUACUCCAGAACUAUGGGGGGCUUUGUAAAACUCGGAUUAAUUAAUCCAGAUCCUUAUCCUUUGCUAAACUCAGCUAAGCCACCUCUAACCUGGAAAGAGCUCAUGUGCAAACUGGUUGGAAUUAAGUCACCUGCUGAGCCCGAUGUUCUUAGAGAAGCUGUAUUUAGCAAACUGGAGAAGGACAAAAGUCAGCUGGAAGCAGUGGAAUGGUUAGGUUUAUUGGGAGAUGAACUGGUUCCAGCAGCAGAUUCCAUUGUAGGGGCUCUUGCAAAGCACAUGGAGACGAAGCUACCCUUUGGAGCUGGAGAGAGAGAUAUGAUUGUUAUGAGAAGUGAAAUAGGUCUCAGGCAUCCUUCUGGCCAUUUGGAAGACAAAUUUAUUGAUCUGGUGGUCUAUGGGGAUAACAAAGGAUAUUCUGCAAUGGCUAAAACAGUAGGAUACCCCGCAGCUAUUGCUGCUAAAAUGGUUCUAGAUGGUGAAAUAACUGCCAAAGGCAUGGUCAUACCUUUGACAAAGAAUGUUUACGGGCCAAUACUUGAGCGCGUUCGGGCAGAAGGCAUUAUGUACAGCACUCGCAGCGUUAUCAAACAGUAACUGAAAACUGUGGAUUUAAUCAGGUUUUGGCCUCCUUUGGUUCCCCCACCUCCCCUUCUAGAAUCUCACUUUGGACCAGCUAAGGGCAUUUAAGACCUGCCAUUUCAUACACAAAUGUUGCCUUCCAUAAAACCCGCCACAAGGCUUGAUGUAGAAACCAUAGAUACUCACAGACUGUGAUAUUUUCCUCUUAAAAUUCUUAAACUUCUAUGUACAUGUUUCAGCAUCAAUCAGAACUUAUAUCUUUUCUAAAAUGUCUCAGAAGGGUUUUUUAUUGUUAUUAGAGUUUAUCUUCUAAGUCUAUAGCGUUGUUAUUGUGACAAAUUUUAGCUGGAAGAAAAAUCUGUUAGUGGAUUAUUUUGUGGUGGAAAAGUCUGGGUAAUGAACUCCACUGAUGAAGUUUGAUUGUUCAUGUGGUAAAAAUAAUUUUUCAGAAAAAUGGAGAUGAACAUGAUACUUAAAUUUUAA